UCGGCAGCGGCGGCGGAGAGCAGCGCGCAGCCCGGUGCAGCCCUGGCUUUCCACUCGCUGCGCGUCCGCGCCCCUUUCAGCGUCCGCAACCAGAAGCCCAGCGCAGCUCCCGGAGCCGGAUCUGCGCCCGCACCGCUCCCUGGACCGCGACCCCGGCCACCCCGCGAUGACCGCGACCGAAGCCCUCCUGCGCGUCCUCUUGCUCCUGCUGGCUAUCGGCCACAGCACCCAUGGAGCUGAAUGCUUUCCGGCCUGUGACCCUAAAAAUGGAUUCUGCGAGGAUGACAAUGUUUGCAGGUGCCAGCCUGGUUGGCAGGGUCCCCUGUGUGACCAGUGCGUGACCUCUCCUGGCUGUGUCAACGGACUCUGUGAGGAACCCUGGCAGUGCAUCUGCAAGGAUGGCUGGGACGGAAAACUCUGUGACAUAGAUGUCAGGGCUUGCACCUCUACUCCAUGCUCCAACAAUGGGACCUGCGUGGACCUCGAUAGCGGCCGCUAUGAGUGCUCCUGCCCCCCUGGAUUCUCUGGCAAGGACUGCCAGGAGAAGGACGGACCCUGCGUGAUCAAUGGUUCCCCCUGCCAGCACGGAGGCACCUGCGUGGACGAUGAGGGCCGGGCCUCCCAUGCCUCCUGCCUGUGCCCCCCUGGCUUCUCGGGCAACUUCUGCGAGAUCGUGGCCAACAGCUGCACCCCCAACCCGUGCGAGAACGAUGGCGUCUGCACCGACAUAGGGGGUGACUUCCGCUGCCGCUGCCCGGCUGGGUUUAUCGACAAGACCUGCAGCCGCCCGGUGACCAUCUGCGCUAGCAGCCCCUGCCAGAACGGGGGCACCUGCCUGCAGCACUCCCAGGUGAGCUACGAGUGUCUGUGCAAGCCCCCGUUCACGGGUCCCACCUGCGUGAAGAAGCGCGGGGCCGGCCCCUCGCAGGUCACCCAUCUGCCCAGUGGCUAUGGGCUGACCUACCGCCUGACCCCUGGGGUGCACGAGCUGCCAGUGCCGCAGCCUGAGCACCGCAUCCUGAAGGUGUCCAUGAAAGAGCUCAACAAGAGCACCCCUCUCCUCACCGAGGGUCAGGCCAUCUGCUUCACCAUCCUGGGCGUGCUCACCAGCCUGGUGGUUCUGGGCACCGUGGGCAUCGUCUUCCUCAACAAGUGCGAGGCCUGGGUGUCCAACCUGCGCUACAGCCACAUGCUGCGCAAGAAGAAGAACCUGCUGCUGCAGUACAACAGCGGGGAAGACCUGGCGGUCAACAUCAUCUUCCCCGAGAAGAUCGACAUGGCCACCUUCAGCAAGGAGGCGGGCGAGGAGGAGAUCUAAGCAGUAUCCCCACAGGCCCCUCUAUAUUCUCGGGGUUUCGCAGAGCUCACUACAUGCGGUCUGUGCUAAUCUUUGUGGUGGAAUUUGCUUUUUUCUGUGUGAAAUCUAGUGAACGCUAUGCUUACAUGUAUUGCUUUUGUGUUGCUGUGUGACAAGCGCAAUGCCCACGGAGACUAUCUCCUCUUUCUCUCUAUUAAUGCAUGAUAACGAAUAAUAAUAAGAAUUUCAUCUUUAAA
Messenger RNA from Marmota flaviventris (yellow-bellied marmot), 1554 nucleotides. RefSeq names its product delta like non-canonical Notch ligand 1 (gene Dlk1). The record is from RefSeq and is a predicted model, not a curated record. Gene Ontology annotation, biological process: establishment or maintenance of epithelial cell apical/basal polarity; heterophilic cell-cell adhesion. Gene Ontology annotation, molecular function: calcium ion binding. NCBI's taxonomy places the organism in Eukaryota, Metazoa, Chordata, Mammalia, Rodentia, Sciuridae. Gene Ontology annotation, cellular component: plasma membrane; protein-containing complex.